AUGACGUCGGGCCUCGCCGAGGCCGUCGUCAAGGCCUGCGCCGCGCCCAUCAACCACUUUGAAUCCUUCUACCCGCUCGAGGCGUCGAUCGACGAGAAGGCGCGCGCCGUGUACCAAAAGAUCUAUGGCGCCGACGACGUCAUCUUUGCGGUCAAGUCCGUCGUCGGCCUAGAUGGCUGUCACUUAUAA
Saprolegnia parasitica CBS 223.65 is the source of this 189-nucleotide messenger RNA. RefSeq lists its product as hypothetical. Lineage: Eukaryota; Oomycota; Saprolegniomycetes; Saprolegniales; Saprolegniaceae. The record is from RefSeq and is a predicted model, not a curated record. The transcript is spliced from 2 exons. Gene Ontology annotation, molecular function: ATP binding; formate-tetrahydrofolate ligase activity. The coding region runs from base 1 to 189 and encodes 62 amino acids.